UCGUUCGAACCUCGACUCCGAAGAAACCGAAUAACCUCAUUCCUCGCUCCCAAGAAUGGCUGCUGCUGUCGGGAUCUUCAACUCAACACAUUCGGGCGACUCGAACAAGUAUACUGCUAUCUCGUCUGUCGAAGAAAUAGAUGCUGGCGACGAAUCCACCGAGUCAAACUCGCUACUCGUCGUAUCACCAUAUGCCACGGCACCACAUCUACUUGACCUGAAUCGCUACGACACGGCAAGCCAGCUCUUCGCAAAGGCCUUGACGAUACUCCGACCGACUCGCGAUGAUUACGCGACAACAGAGUACACAUCCACCUUCAAUUUCCAGGAGGUCGUCGAUACGCUGAAAGGACUCGCAAGAGCCGAGUCACAUACAUGGCAGAAGAAAGAGUUCUAUGUUGUCAGUUUCCGGUCGCAACUUAAGAAUGAAGUUGACGGAGAGAGGCUUUUCCAGCUUGAUGCUUUCUCACAUCAAGAAGCUAUGGCGAGUGGAGGGCUGUUGAAAUAUUGGUAUGGUGUGAAGGACGAAGAUCGACGAAACCUGGCGACUUGUAUGUAUGCCUCGAAGCUGUGAUGAGGUGUGCUCUGACUGACGAAAUCUCCAGGCUUCUGGGAAAGUCGACAACACGCAAGAGAUGGAGGCAGAGGGCCGUGGCAUGCUCAGGCGAGAGCUGCGGCUACAAUCUGGUAUGAGAGCAUUGUGUUCAAGACGUAUGUUUUGACGAUUGGCGAUGGAGCGAAUAGCUGGGAGUUCAGAGAUUAUGAGGAGAGCAGGUGAUGGUAUACUUGCGUCCGACCAUCAAGGUGUUUGCAGAGACGGGGUCCGUGCUUGGGUGCGGCCCUGAGCGGAGACUUGACAGCGUAGACAGCGAUGACCUUGUUCCAGAAAACAUCGGAGCG
This is a messenger RNA of Aureobasidium pullulans EXF-150, 900 nucleotides long. RefSeq lists its product as uncharacterized. The transcript has a single exon. Lineage: Eukaryota; Fungi; Ascomycota; Dothideomycetes; Dothideales; Saccotheciaceae. The coding region runs from base 56 to 574 and encodes 172 amino acids. The record is from RefSeq and is a predicted model, not a curated record.